GCUCGCAGUGCACGGAGCAUCGUUGCGCCGCCCGUCGCGUCCGUGUGUGUGUGCGCGUCCGUGUGCGUGUGUGUGCGCGUUCGUGUGUCAGUGUGUGUGUACAGUGCAGUGAGUGGCGUGCCCGCUCCGUGGGACUCAUGUUUUAAUUGAGCGCCGUUUGAAGUGAAGUGGCGGAAGAAGCAUUGAGGAAUACAGUGUGUCGUCUGAGUGAUGCCGGCGUGAGGCGGCCGCCAUGUUGACCCACCUGGAGCUGAUGUGCGCGGGGCUCCGCAUCCGCGUCAAGAAGAGCGCCAAGUCGGAGCAGGCGGACGCGCACCAGCAGCAGCACCGCGGCCUGCACGGCCUGCACGGCCACCCUCAGCACCGGCCCGUCAUCGUGCACCCGCUGCAGCACCUCCAGCUGCAGCAGCACCUGCGCCGCAGGAAUGAGGCCCUGCUGCAGAGUCGGCCGCUGCCGCACAUCCCGGCGCUGCCGACGGGCGACCCUCCCGGCCCCGGGUCUGGCGUGGGCGGCGUGGGCGGCUCGGCGGGGUCGCCGUCGGGAUCCUCGGGGCCGUCGGCGGCGGACUGCCUGGCGCGAUGGACGUCCAAGGAGAACCUGCUGACGCAGGAGGACGAGUCGGACCCGCAGCUCUUCGUGGCGCUCUACGACUUCCAGGCCGGCGGCGAGAACCAGCUCAGCCUCAAGAAAGGCGAACAGGUGCGCAUCCUGAGCUACAACAAGAACGGCGACUGGUGCGAGGCGCACUCGGCGGGCCAGGUGGGCUGGGUGCCGUCCAACUACGUGACGCCCGUCAACUCGCUGGAGAAGCACUCCUGGUACCACGGCCCCAUCUCCCGCAACGCGGCCGAGUACCUGCUCAGCUCGGGCAUCAACGGCAGCUUCCUGGUGCGGGAGUCGGAGAGCUCGCCCGGCCAGCGCAGCAUCUCGCUCCGCUACGAGGGCCGCGUGUACCACUACCGCAUCAACGAGGACACCGAGGGCAAGGUUUACGUCACGACUGAGAGCAAAUUCAACACCCUGGCCGAACUGGUCCACCACCACUCCAUGCAUUCCGACGGACUCAUCACCCAGCUGCUGUACCCUGCGCCCAAGCACAACAAGCCGACCGUGUUCGCCCUCAGCCCAGAGCCAGAUGAGUGGGAAAUCAACAGGACAGAUAUUGUUAUGAGGCACAAGUUAGGUGGCGGCCAAUAUGGUGAUGUCUAUGAGGCUGUUUGGAAGCGUCACAACAUGACUGUAGCAGUGAAGACAUUGAAAGAAGACACAAUGGCACUAAAAGACUUCUUAGAAGAGGCUUCAAUUAUGAAAGAAAUGAAACACCCCAAUCUUGUUCAGCUGUUGGGUGUAUGCACUAGGGAACCACCAUUUUAUAUUAUAACAGAAUUCAUGAGUAAAGGCAAUUUAUUGGACUACUUAAGGAAUGGUAACAAGGAUCAAAUCAAUGCUGUCGUUCUUAUGUACAUGGCUACUCAAAUUGCCAGUGGUAUGAGUUAUUUGGAGAGCAGGUCUUUCAUUCACAGGGAUCUGGCAGCAAGAAAUUGUUUAGUAGGAGAAAACCAUCUUGUUAAAGUUGCUGAUUUUGGCCUUGCAAGACUCAUGCGAGAUGACACUUAUACAGCUCAUGCUGGGGCGAAGUUUCCUAUUAAGUGGACUGCCCCUGAAGGAUUAGCCUACAACAAAUUUUCAACUAAGUCUGAUGUGUGGGCCUUUGGUAUCUUGUUGUGGGAAAUAGCUACUUAUGGAAUGUCCCCGUACCCUGGUGUUGAUCUCACUGAUGUUUACCAUAUGUUAGAAAAAGGAUACAGAAUGGAAUGCCCUCCUGGGUGUCCCCCUAAGAUUUACGAGUUAAUGAGGGAAUGUUGGCAAUGGGUUCCUGGAGAAAGACCCACAUUCCAAGAAAUCCAUCAUGCCCUUGAAAAUAUGUUUCCACCUGAAUCCAGUAUUAUAGAAGAGGUUGAAAAAGAGCUGCAAGGCGCGGCUGGUAGUUGUAAUACUCCUUUAAUGUCAUACAAAAAGCCUCAUGCAGGGUCAACCGGCAAUAUUCAUGGCCUUGUAGCAUUGGCUGAUCAGGCUGCAUCCUCAGAUGCGUCCCUUGGAAAAUUGAGCACAUUUGGAGGAGGAAAAAAUAGUAUGGUGCAGAUGAGGCGGCCAACCAACAAAAGAGGGAAACAGCCCCCAGCUCCUCCCAAGCGUACUAGUUUGCUCUCUUCAUGCAGUUCAUUUCGGGAUAGCACUUAUGCUGACCAGGACCAUCCAGAUGACGCUGCGGAACUAAAUGGCAUCACCCGGGACCUGCAGAGCCUGACGGCGAGCCAGAAGGGCGACAGCGAGAGCGAGAUGCAGGACCAGACGCCGGACACGGACGACUCCGGGGCGCACUCGUACACGGACGGGUCGGGCGUGGCGACGGGCGCCUUCCCCGGGGCCUUCCCGCCGCCGCCGUCGGGCGGCUCCAACGCGUCCACGCCCGUGCUCGGCGCCGGCCUGUCGUCCUUCAAGCGGCAGCCCGCCCCCGUCAUGGGCAACCGCGCGCAGGAGCAGCGCGGCAAGAAGUCCCGCACCUACCCGCCCAAGGAGGCGGCCGCCGUGGCCGCGGCGCAGCAGCAGCAGCAGCAGAAGGUGCAGGUGGCGGCGCUGGAGGUGCAGAACGUGAAGCGCGCCAUCAACCGGUACGGCACGCUGCCCAAGGGCGCGCGCAUCGGCGCGUACCUAGAGUCGCUGCGUGUGAGCGGGCUGGGCGUGGAGGGCGAGGGCGAGGGCUGCGCCGAGGGCGUGGACGUGCAGGACGCGCCGCACGACAUCACGGUGAGCUCGGUGACGGACUUGCCGGCGUCGCGGAGGACGACGGCGGGGUCGCCGCGGACGGGCAUCCGGACGCAGCCGCAGAUGAUCCGCAGCAACUCGUCGGGCGGCUUCCAGCCGGGGUCGCCGACGGGCAAGGCGCAGCGCGGCGCGGCGGCGGCGGCCGCGGCCGCGGCCGCCAACAGCACCUCGGCGUCGACGGGCCGCGCGCGCAACGACACCGUAGGCUCCAGCCUGCGCACCUUCCGCAGCAACUCGACGGCGGCGGCCACGGCGGGCAGCCCCAGCCCGUCGCGCUCCGCCCAGCCGUCCCUCGCCGACCUGGAGUUCCCGCCGCCCCCGCAAGACCUGCCGCCGCCCGACGACGCGGUGGCGUACGCCUCCAGCCCCGAGUGCCGCAAGCGCAUGGGGUCGCUGCCCAACUCGACGCCCGUGUCGUCCAAGCUGCCGCCGGCCGCGUCGCCCCGCGGCGGCCGCCGCAUCGGCGCCAGCCUGAGCGCCGAGUCGCAGCCCGCCGUGCUGUCCACCUUCCAGCCCGCCCUGGCCGCCGCCGCGCAGCACGACGCCGACGGCGACGUCAUCAACCCGGAGCCCUCGGUGGAGGAGGCCAGCUUCCGCUUCGGCGUGAGCCUGCGGCACCGCGAGCCCUCCACCGACUCGUGCAGCAGCGCGCGCUCCGACCUGGGGUCGCGCAGAGGGUCCAAGAACAACAACGGGCAGGGCCCGCGCCCCAAGGACCGGCCGCCCAGCCCGCCGUCGCCCCUGCCGCCGCUCACGCCCGACUCGCCCGUCGAGCCCAGCACGCCCAGCUCGGACUCGGACUCGGACCGGCGCGGCUCGGCGGGCAAGCCGUUCAAGGCGCCCAUCCCCGGCAUGAUGAAGGAGAUGCUGGAGCUCAAGCUGGUGGCCGAGAUCAAGGAGCGAGCGAGCGGGCGCGCGCGCGACAGUCCGGAGCUGCACUCUGCCGCCAGCAACGCGCUGCAGGACCCCGCGGCGCGCCUCGUGGCCGAGCUGGCCGCCGAGAAGGACGCCGCCAGGGAGGAGCGCGUGGGCGGUGGAAGCGGAGGCAGCCCGCCCGGCCGCGGGCAGGUGUCGCCCUCCGGCGUCGACUUCAAGGCCAACCUGCGCAAGGUGAGCAACGCGGACGCCGCGCCCCGGCAGGACAGCAAGGCCGAGGCCGCCGGCUUCAAGGCGCAGCUCAAGAAGACCUCGGACACCCCCGUGGCCGCGAGGAAGAAGGUGGAGGCGGAGGUGCUGGACAACCCGGGCCCCAUCAUCGACUUCAAGUCGCGGCUGCGGAAGGUGGACGGCGCCAAGACGGACGCGGACGAGGAAAACGACGCGGACCAGGGCGGCGAGGACGGCGAGGACAAGCGGCGCAGCACGGGCAGCAUCAGCAGCCUCAAGAAGCUGUGGGAGACCAAGGAGACGGAGGCCGGCAAGGAGGGCGCCGACCAGAUCAGCCCCAAGAUGUCGAACCGCGGCAAGCCGGAGGUGCCGGCGCGGAGCCCCCAGCUCGGCAGCAGCGGCGGCGAGGACCAGGGCUCCCCUGAGGAGCAGGGCAAGGGCCGCGGCGAGCGGCGCGUCUGGCCGCCGCAGUCCGAGGACAAGCCCGUGGUGCCCACCAAGCCCGUGGUGCGGCCCGCCAAGCCCACCGUGCCGCCGCCCAGCACCAAGCCCGCGCUGCUGGCCAUCUACGCCACCCCCGUGCCGCCCGGCGUGCCGCCCGGCCCCCAGGCCGACUCGUCCAGCAACGGCACGGCCAAGAGCGAGCGCGACAGCAUUCUGGAGAUCUCGCAGGCCCUGGAGACGAGCCUGGCUUCCCUCAAGUCCGCGCCCUCGGUCAGCACGUCCAGCUGGCUGCAGCUCUCCGACAAGGUGGGCCUGCUGCACACGUCGUGCAUGGGCUACGCCGACUCGCUGGGCCCGCCCCACGCGCGCUUCCACCUCCGCGAGCUGCUGACCCGCCUCGAGGCGCAGGCCAGGCAGCUGCGCUCGGCCGGCGCGAGGAACUCCUCCGAGAACUCCAGGCUCUGCACAGAGGUGCAUAACACUGUGAAAGAUGUUGUGAAUGCUGUACAAAGAUAGGAUAACUGACUGUGAGCUGGUACCUAGGUUUUAAAGAUUGAUGUGUAGUAUCUAAGUCCGCCAUAUUUAUUAUGUUGUGAUGGACAACUGUGGUUUCCCCUCCCCCUUCUUAAAGUAACCUCUCCCUCCAGUCUCGUUCAUUGUGUGUAGGAGUUAUUUUAAAGAGAUUUUAUGGAGAUGUCAUGAUUGGCAGCGCCUUCCUUCUUCCCUUCUGUCUGUCGUUUUAGGUUUUUUUUUGCUUUCCAAUCUGUCCUUUAUCUUUGGGAACCAGUAAGUCCAAUUAUGGGUUUCCUUACUAUUUAUUUAUUCCUCUCUCCUUGCCGAGAUUCUUUCUUUUCAUGCUAUUGUGCCACGGAGAUGUGUGUUUCCUUUCUUGUUUGUGUAAAUAUGUGUGAUUAAUUAAUUGAGCAACUGUCCAACAUGAGUCAUCUCAAAAUCAUUUAUUAUUAAUAUUGCUAAUUCCUUGUUCGCUUAUCUUCCGAUUAAUUGACACUCUUGACGGAGCCCUGUAUUGGCCCUUUUCUUGUCUUUGCCUUUGGAAGUCAAAGACUGAGUUGUUUCCUUAACGUAAUGUAUACUAACUUAGGCAAAGAGUUCUUUUUGUGACAGUGGAAGAUAAGCUACUCAAGGAGUAUUAAUCAGUUUUUGGAGUGAGCCUAUUUGGUAUCGCUGUAGUCACAAAAUGGGUGUUUUUCUUCUGCUUAAAUGCCUCCUACAAUGACUGGCUGUGAACCUGUAAUUUAUCCUGUCAUCCAAUAUGAAUGAGUGUGAAUGAAUGAGGUAGAGAGUUUACUUUGUCAGCAUUGAGUGACUGUCCCUUCUUGUGCAUAUAAUGUGCCAUUAGUCAAAUAUAUGCUUCUGUACCAUAACUUUUCUGGGCAGAUGAUGUAUGCAUCUAAAAUCCAGCUUCUAAUAUUUCUUCUCUCUUGUAGUAGAUUACGUAGGCCCAAUUUAUGGAGUGCAUUGAUGUUGCAUCAUCAUUAUCUAUCAUCAAUUGUGUGUUAUCUGUAUUUCAUAUUUUGCUACAAUUUAACUUUUGUCUGUAGGGUUUCGGAAACAAUUUUACGCUAUUUAAACAUUUUUCAAUCAUACUUUGUGAUGAAGUAAGUAAAAAUGAAUGUAUGACAUUUUCGUAUAAAUUAUGUUUUUAUCCAGUGAACAUAUAAUGUUGGGAGGAAGCUACCUAAUUAAUUUUCCAAUAUCUACCAGUGAUAGAGACUCUUAAUUAAUCUUUGAAUAGACAACAAACCAGGGCUGAUGGGAUGUCUAUUUUAGGAUUUAUUCUUAUUGUAAAUGAUUACGUGGUGAUAAGAAUAAUGUUGACUGGAGGGAGGUACAGGUCAGGCGCAAGAUUAUAAGUAGCCGGCCUGCUCAGUCGAACCAAUAAUGUGUAUGCUAGUCUUUGUUAACAUACUGUACAGAGAGCUGUAGGCUAAUAUUUACUCAUUUACUGAAUGCAGGGGAAUCUCAACAAUUGAUGUGUAAUUUAGGAACAUUGACUCCAAAGAAAGUUCUUGUGAAGGUAUUAUCAGUAGGUUCAUGUCUUGUUUGCUGUCCGGCCGUGGGGCCCCUGCUGUGAUGCUCUCUGCUAGAACAAUUGCUCUGAGACUGAUGAGUAAUGUUGCUUUCAUGUAAAGGUUGGUGGUUGAGGGCUAAAAGCUUCUGUAGAGAAAGCUAUUAUGUGAGGAAGCAUGUUUGUACUACAAUUUUUUUAUAUAUUUUUUUUUUCAAUUUUAAAUUUGGUGUUUAAAAUUAGGAAGUAGGAAGCUUCCGGUCUUACGCCAGCUGCCAAGUCAUUCCAACAGUACUAUUUUCCUAUUCACAAUAAGUUAUUUCUGCUUUCUGGUAAUUAUUUUAAUUUUGUAGAAUGAUGAUUGUGAUUUUGGAGAAAGGUUGGUAUGACUGCUUCCAUUAACUGUACAAACUGCUUCCAUCAGAGCCUAAUGUGAUGUUCCACUCUACCAGUGAAUGCGGCAGAUGCGAAACAAUUGAACUGAGUACUGUACUUGUUAUGCCUUCUAAUUUUAUCUUUUUGUGUCUUUAUUUGUCAACUCUUAAUGCCGAAGAGUUUUGUUAUAAUUUCCCACUUACUUUAAUUUAUUUUGACAUUUUAUUGUGAUUUAAGUGCAUAUUAGAAUGAUUUAAGAAAAUGGGAAAGUCAUGAGUUCCUUGAGUUUCUGUAUAUCGGGCCAAAUAUGACCUGUGCCACAUAAAUGUUUUCACUGUAGUAUUAGAUUUCUUGUAUUCAUGGCUCAAUUGGCAGUAUUUCAUGAACAGCAGAGUUGUAAUUUUGUAUGUGCAGAAAGUGGUUGCUGUGACGAAUGACUUUUGGUAAAGUGUGAACAAGUUUUAAGUCAUUAACAUUCAGUAAGUUGUAAGGUGUGCAUGAGUUAUGCACAUAUAUAAAUAUACAUAUAUGAACAUAAAUAUAUUUUUAUUUAAGACAAAAUAUUAUUUCAGGCUUUUUGUUAAUUUUAUUGUUUUUGUUGUUUUAUAGUGUAGUAUGUUAUUUUGUACAGGUAUGGCAGAAUGUGUUCCUUCCUUUAGAUAUCUUUUGAUCUGUCUGAAUGUUUGUACAAUUGACAACCUCAAUAAAAGGAUGUGUAGAACCAAUUAAAAA
Thrips palmi is the source of this 7514-nucleotide messenger RNA. It is a transcript of the gene Abl, whose product is annotated as tyrosine-protein kinase Abl. NCBI's taxonomy places the organism in Eukaryota, Metazoa, Arthropoda, Insecta, Thysanoptera, Thripidae. Gene Ontology annotation, molecular function: non-membrane spanning protein tyrosine kinase activity; ATP binding; protein binding. The coding region runs from base 233 to 4894 and encodes 1553 amino acids. Gene Ontology annotation, biological process: protein phosphorylation. The record is from RefSeq and is a predicted model, not a curated record. The transcript has 15 exons.